GACUUUGAUGUGAAAGAGUCUGUGAAUACGUAUAAAACUAUUAUUGAUUUAAACGCUAAGAAUAUUACGGCCGCCGAAGAGCAAGAGCUGAUCCAAUUGGCCAAAGAAGCCAAUGAAUUGCAUUGUUUAACGUUUCUUGUAAGUAAUAACGGUUUUGUCAAACAAUUGAGUGAUCGAGUGAUUGAUACGCUGGUCGACUAUAUGGCGACGAUGUUUACAAAGGAUUACGUCCAGAAGAUACUAAUGACGGGUGAAAUGAGUGAUCAAAACAUGCGCUUCGGUUGGAUAUUCGCUAAGAGAACCAAAGCUAUCUAUAGAGCUCGUAUUGAGUUAGUAAGAUUGUGCCUAACGUUGGCCAGGGAUGAUAAAACUCGUCAACUACUCAAAGCAAUGGACAGUGUAUUUGCCUCAAAAGGAGCCUUAUUUUACCAAAACUUUGAGCAACAAUUGGGUGCCGUUGGGGGUGAUGUCAAGGGCCGGGCGAUGGACAAGACGGACAUUGGCUAUCAUCUAAUGAUUUACCGCGAAAUGAAACGUGGUUCAUUGGUACGCAUGAUAUUACUAAAUAUGGUGCCCGAUUGGCGUGCACUACACGUAUGGGAAUAUCUCAAAAGUCAGCCCCAGUAUCGGCCCAGUCCUCUGUCCGACAAAUUGUUGCAAUUGGACUUAGAUGUGAAAGAGUCUGUGAAUACGUAUAAAACUAUUAUUGAUUUAAACGCUAAGAAUAUUACGGCCGCUGAAGAGCAAGAGCUGAUCCAAUUGGCCAAAGAAGCCAAUGAAUUGCAUUGUAAAUUUACAUGUGGUGCAGAUUGA
Molecule: messenger RNA, 813 nt
Organism: Medioppia subpectinata
Lineage: Eukaryota; Metazoa; Arthropoda; Arachnida; Sarcoptiformes; Oppiidae
Source: the annotation of a GenBank genome assembly